Messenger RNA from Triplophysa rosa, 2159 nucleotides. RefSeq names its product DEAF1 transcription factor (gene deaf1). The record is from RefSeq and is a predicted model, not a curated record. Gene Ontology annotation, biological process: regulation of transcription by RNA polymerase II. Gene Ontology annotation, cellular component: nucleus. Bases 220 to 1812 code for a protein of 530 amino acids. NCBI's taxonomy places the organism in Eukaryota, Metazoa, Chordata, Actinopteri, Cypriniformes, Nemacheilidae. The transcript has 13 exons. Gene Ontology annotation, molecular function: DNA-binding transcription factor activity, RNA polymerase II-specific; DNA binding.
CUGGUCUUCUUCCUGUGUUGAUCCCGUCCCCAGAAAAGACACCGGGAGGCCAUUACCCUGCAACCAUUUUCUUUUUUAACACACUUGGAGAAACAGCUAAUCUAUUCCGUGCAAGCAGCGAGAGCGAUUAUUGGAUACGUGCGCAUUUAUAGAGCACAAGGGACGUGCAGCUCGCCCCGAAAAUCCUUCGGAUCAUUUCGGCUGGAUUCGUGUUUUGAAAUGGACGCGACUGAACCGGCGGCGAAAGCGCUCGAGUUGGGCGACGCGGAAGCGGUUGCAGUUUCGGAUACCGAAUCGGAGGCCGAAGUUGCAACGAUGACUGUGAUGGAAGAAACGGGAAACAUCGACAUAGCCGAAUCACUGCCGAACCCAGACGAUGCCGAAAGCGCGUUUGCAGAAGUCACUGCAGUCACCGUUGGAGAUGUUCACACCGGAGACGACACUGUAUUUACAUCCGCCGUGGCAGCUGCAGCUUCCAUCCCUGAACAUGUGCUGACAGGCAGAACCACGCUUCAGAUCGGAGACAGUCUGAGCUCCCAGAAGGCAACGCUGAUCGUGGUGCACACGGAUGGAAGCAUCGUGGACGCCACCGGGCUGAAGGGUACCACAACACCAAUGACACCCGGUCCUCAGACCCCGACCACCCCUCUGAUGUCUGGACAUGAUAAGGACGUCUCAAAGUACAACUGGGAUCCCUCAGUGUAUGACAAUGAGCUUCCUGUGCGCUGCAGGAACACAAGCGGGAUCCUUUACAAAAACAGACUGGGCUCAGGUGGUAAAGGGCGCUGUAUCAAACACAACAGCAACUGGUACACCCCGACAGAGUUUGAGGGCAUGUCGGGUAGGGCGAGCAGCAAAGACUGGAAGAGGAGCAUCCGCUACGCCGGGCGACCUCUGCAGUGUCUCAUUCAGGAGCGCAUACUGAACCCGCAUGCGGCGUCCUGCACGUGUGCAGCCUGCUGCGAUGAUCUGUCCGCAUGUGCCAAGGACGGACCUUUCGAAGCGGAGAACAUUACCAUGACGGGCCCCGUCAGACUGUUCGUCCCUUAUAAAAGAAGGAAGAAGGACAAUGAAUGCUCAACUUCCCCAGAGAAGAAGGACGUUCAGACACCAAAGAACAUCACCCUGACUCCAGGGGCGACGUUUACAGUCACUCCAUCCGGACAGAUCAUCACUCCAUCCGGACAGAUCACCACAUCAGGCGUGCUGACUUUUGACCGAACGACUUCAGGAGAGGCGACGGCCAUCGUCUCCGACAGCCCUGCGCCUGCUGACGUUUUCACCAGCACAACUGUGUUGACCACCCUCCCCGCGCUGGCCGUAGUGCCCCAGCAGGCAGUGGUGCAGUCUAAACCCCCGCCAGCAGGGGCGCUGGCGAACGGAUUAGAGACGAGCGAGGAGGACACGUGGCUUUACCUGGAGGAGAUGGCCAACACACUUCUCAGUAACGUCCAGCAGCUCAAAGUCCUGAUCGCACAAGCUAAACCGACCAGUCAGGGUGGACCGCACACCGUUAGCAGUCCAGAGAAAACCAACAACGCCCGGAAAGAGGCCUUUCAGACUCAGCUGUCACUCGGCGAUGAACCCGAUGGGAAAAUCACUGAAAUUAUCAUCAAGCACACGUGUGUGAACUGCGGGCGAGAGGCUUCUAGCGAAUGCACGGGGUGUCAUAAAGUUCAUUACUGCUCCGGCUUCUGUCAGCGGCGGGACUGGAAGGAACAUCAACUGAGCUGCUGUCAUCCGAGUGCAGCCGUCAGCAUUCAGGAAGAGACCCAAAUUCCCAGCGUGGACACGGAGAAAGGAAAGGUCUAGUGUUCUCCGUCACGCCACAGGACCUGCUCUGUAUGACGUUUCCAUUCAUGUGUUUUAGUUUAGCUUAAACCUUAUUUUAGCAGCUUCCUCGUGACCUGCUAUGAAUUCUGUCAAACUCUGUCAUCAUUUAUUAAUGUGGUCCUAAUCCCACUUGACCAUCUUUCUUCUACAAUAGACAUAUUUCUUCGUUCCACAGAAGUCAUGUUUGUGACAACACAAGAGUAAAUUAUGUCUUAUUUUUGGAUGUAUUGAUAUUCCUUUAUUUGGACCGUGUUAUUAAACGCAUUCCAAUGAAGGCUCGCAUAUUUCUUUUGUUUGCUACACAAAAAUAAAUGCCAGUUUCUGUG